Miscanthus lutarioriparius is the source of this 1653-nucleotide messenger RNA. The record is from the annotation of a GenBank genome assembly. NCBI's taxonomy places the organism in Eukaryota, Viridiplantae, Streptophyta, Magnoliopsida, Poales, Poaceae.
AUGGCUGACGGGGCCGAGAUGGACGAGGAGGCUAUGCGGGCCUUCUUCCCGCUCUCUUUCGGCAAGGCGCCCGCUCGGCCCGGUUCUGCGGCCUCCUCCGCCCACUCCUCCACCCUUCGCAAGCCUCAAAACCCUAGUAACCCCAAGUCCUCCGCCUCUACCGCCGCGGACGACGAUUCAGCCGCUAUGAUUGGUCCCCCUCGGCCGCCGCCGGCGUCCGCGGGGAGGACGACGACGAGGAAGGCGGCGGUGUCGCCGAUCGGGCCGCCUCGGCCACCGCCGCCCUCAGCUCGCGGCGAGGGGGACGACGACGAUGGCGACGGCAUGAUUGGGCCGCCUAGGCCGCCGCCAGCGGAUGAUGAAGACGUCGAUGACGAUGACGGUGAGGACGAGGAGGAGGAGAUGGAGGAUGAUGGCGAUGGUGGAUUCAAUCGGAUCCCUCUCAGCAACGAAAUUGUUCUGCGGGGGCACACUAAGGUUGUCUCUGCCCUUGCUGUUGACCAUACAGGAUCCAGAGUGCUCUCUGGUAGCUAUGAUUAUACAGUGCGUAUGUACGACUUCCAGGGUGGUGAGUGGAAUCCAAAGUCAAAAGAGACCAUUCUGACAUCAUCUGAAGAUGGCUCCAUACGUCUCUGGGAUGUGUCUGACUUUAAAAGUCAGAAGCAGGUCAUCAAACCUAAGCUGGUAAGACCAAUGCGGAUUCCUGUUACAUCAUGUGCAUGGGACCAUGAAGGAAAACGAAUUGUGGGUGGCAUAGGAGAUGGUUCUAUACAGGUCUGGACCAUAAAAGCUGGAUGGGGUAGCAGACCAGAUAUCCAUGUUGAGAAAACACACACAGAGGAUAUUACUGGGGUUAAGUUUUCAACAGAUGGACAGAUUCUUCUGUCAAGAAGUAUGGAUAGUACUCUUAAGAUAUGGGAUUUGAGAAGAAUGAAAACUCCUUUGAAAGUAUUUGAAGAUCUGCCAAAUCACUAUGCUGAGACAAAUGCAGCCUUUAGCUCAGAUGAGCAGCUUAUUUUUACAGGAACUUCUAUUGAAAAAGAUGGUGACAAUGGGGGAUUACUUUGUUUCUUUGAUAGAAAGAAACUUGAGCUUGUAUCAAGGGUGGGAAUUUCACCACAGUACAGUGUGAUAAGGUGCCUCUGGCAUCCAAGAAUCAACCAGGUGUUUGCAACAGUUGGAGACAAGAAAGAAGGUGGGACUCAUAUCCUGUAUGAUCCUUCUAUUAGUCAAAGGGGAGCUCUUGUAUGUGUUGGACGAGCACCAAGGAAAAAGUCUGUUGAUGAUUUUGAGGUGCAACCUGUCAUACACAAUCCACAUGCAUUGCCACUUUUCAGAGAUCAACCAAGUCGUAAACGUCAAAGAGAGAAGAUACUGAAAGACCCGCUCAAAUCACACAAGCCAGAAGCACCUGUUAAUGGUCCAGGUUAUGGUGGAAGAGUGGGUACUACAAAAGGCAGUUUGCUGACACAGUACCUCUUGAAGGAAGGUGGUUUAAUUAAGGAGACCUGGAUGAAUGAAGAUCCAAGAGAAGCGAUUUUGAAGUAUGCUGAUGCUGCAGAGAAAGACCCAAAGUUUAUUGCGCCAGCUUAUUCUCAAACCCAGCCGAAACCUGUUUUUGCAGAGUCUGAUUCAGACAAUGAAGAGAAAUAA